Molecule: messenger RNA, 2195 nt
Organism: Branchiostoma floridae (Florida lancelet)
Lineage: Eukaryota; Metazoa; Chordata; Leptocardii; Amphioxiformes; Branchiostomatidae
Product: amine sulfotransferase-like
Exons: 6
Coding region: 233-1081 (282 amino acids)
Biological process (GO): sulfation
Cellular component (GO): cytoplasm
Molecular function (GO): sulfotransferase activity
Source: RefSeq, a predicted model, not a curated record
AACAUCUGACCUUAGGUGGCUUGUGGCCUUUGGCCAUAUAUACACCAAAGGUGGGAGCCAUUUUGACCGUAGUCCGUUUGGGCACUAUUACGUUGGCUUUUCUGACGUAGUACCUUAAUCAAACGAUUCAGACUAUUUUAAUGUUCUUCAAGUCAAACAGGGUUGCUGACUGCACUGUUUAAUAAUUACGUAAGGUCAUCUCUGCGAACCUCGCCGAACUAGGAUUGUCAACAUGGCGCUUCACCAGUACAAAGGCAUUCUGUUCCCUGAUACAAUCUCUAAAGACACCUUGGACGUCAUUCCUGACUACCCAGUGCGUGAUGACGACAUUUUCAUCCUGACGUACCCUAAAUCAGGUACGAACUGGAUGAUGGAAAUAGUGGGCAAGGUCAUGAAAGCUGCUGGAAAGAUGGCCGAUCCUGAGGAACACGUCACGUGGUGUUUUGAACUGCAGAUGCCAGAGAGUGACGAAAAACCACGUCAUGUGCUUGCCAUGGAUUCGCCAUCUCCACGCAUAAUCCACACGCACCUACCACGGCAACUGGCCCCAAAAAUGGUCGCUAAUCCUCAGGGAAAGGUCAAAGUGAUUGUAGUGCUGCGGAACCCGAAAGACGUGGUGGUCUCCUUUUACCACUAUGAAAAGAAAAUGGAAACGGAGUUCGAUAUGGAAUAUCUGGAAUCUUGGGACGCCUAUGCAACCAACUAUCUGGAAGGAAAUUGCAUGUAUGGUGACUUCUAUGACCACGCCCUUGGUUGGUGGAAGAUGAAGGAUGACAGCCAUUUCCUCUUCCUGAAGUAUGAAGACAUGAAGAAGGACCUGCGCAGUGUGGUUGGAGACGUUGCAGCCUUCCUUGAGACCAGCCUGGACAAAGUCACUGUGGACAGCAUUGCCGAGUCGUGCACCUUCAACACUUUAAAGGCAGCUUGGGGCAGUUCAGAUGACGCCUUGAAGAAACACCUCUGCAGGAAAGGUGUCAUUGGCGACUGGAAAAGCAUGUUCACUCCGGAGCAAAAUGCAGCCUAUGACGCCAAGCACAAGUUGAGGCUGGAGGGGACUGGCCUGGAGUUUGAUUUUGAGUAGUAAUACAUGUGUGCAUGUAGUACACACACAUAUAUAUAUAUAUAUAUAUAUAUAUAUAUAUAUAUAUAUAUAUAUAUAUAUAUAUAUAUAUAUAUAUGCAUAUAUAUAUAUAUUAUCCGAGUGCAAGUCUAUACAACCUAUAAACAGUCGCCAUGAUCUUGUCUGGUGUAAAUGCCUUGUUUUAGUUCAAAGUAAUGAUUUAGUUUUGGGAGAAACAUAGUUCAGUAUUUGGUAAACACCUUAUAGUUACCUCGCGAUCGUAUGCCCUAAAACGCCAUGGUGGAGGGGUGAUAGCGCGGCACGAAUAUAAUCAAGGAGUUAAGGAUCUAGUUCAAUGGACCGAUCCAAAAACCCCGCCCCCUGUUCGAUCAUGGUUCUAUUUCGAACACCUCCGUCAAAAAUAACCAUUUCUGUCCAAUGGGGCAGUUUUUGACGGAGGUGUUCGAUAUAGAAUAGGGGGUUCUAUCUGUUCGAUAUGGCGUUCGACAGGAUCGGUCCAUUCUAAUCCAUGAUACUGUCAUCACUUGUAUUUACUUCUUGAGACAUUGCUUUGUACAAAUAGCAAUGUGUUGUCGCUGUGUUUUAACGUUAAUGUUACUUAAUGCUAACUACCUCUGUCUUGUUUGCCUUAAGUUAUCAUGGAUAUGUAAACGCCUUCAUUAAUAUCGACAUUUUUGAUUAAGCCACACUGACUUUUAAUAUUUCUAUGACAUCCGCCCAGGUCAAUCAGUAUUCUAUGCUUGCCAGAGGAUCUGCUCUCCGGGGUAAGGGGACACGUCGGCAGGGCAUGAGGUCAAAGCUUCCUCUUUAAUCAAGAAUGGCAAUAAAACAUUAUAGAAAUGGUGACGAUUGCCUAUUACUGGAGUCUUACUGGAGGUGAACACAACACAAGCCAAGUGUGGGAAAGACUGGAUUGGAUGUUUAGUUCCUGUGGUUUUAAGCAGCCUUCUUGCUGGAUUUUUUCGUCCUCUAGCAUCAGUUUUGUGGUCUCCAGAUAAUGUCGUCCUAGAUUAAGUGUGUCCGUAUGGUGUCUUAAAAGCCCAUUGUUGAAAGGCACACUAUCAAACUUGAAACAUUCACUGAUUCAUUCAGCAAUGGCUGCUGACAUCUAUAG